AAUGCACGGGGGUGGGUUCAAUAGUAAGUCGGCCUUGAGACUUUUUGUACGAUCUAUACAUUCAAUCAUCAAAUGCUCUAUAUAUGGCCACUGCCUCUCUAUUUUUAAUCCAUGUAUGGAAGUCUUUAGUGUCUAUCUUUCUCUGCAACCUUAUUCUUAAAACAUAUUUAAGUUUCAUACGUGAUCAUCUGCUCCAAGAAUGGGUAGCUCUGCAUGUUGCAACAAGGCGGGUCUGAGGAAACGGCCGUGGACUCCUGAAGAAGACCGAAAACUCUUUGACUACAUUAAACAACAUGGCCGUGGAAACUGGCCUACGUUGCCUGCAAAAGCUGGACUCCAAAGAUGCGGGAAGAGCUGUAGAUUGAGGUGGAUUAAUUACCUUAGCCCUGACAUCAAAAGAGGAAAUUUCAGUUUGCGAGAAGAACAUACUAUCAUUCAACUCCAUGCUCUUCUUGGAAACAGGUGGUCCGCCAUAGCAGCUCAUUUGCCGAAAAGAACAGACAACGAAAUAAAGAACCACUGGAACACACGUCUCAAGAAGAGACUAACCAAGAUGGGAAUUGAUCCUGUGACCCAUAAGCGGACAACCAACGCACUCGGUUCCAUCAUUGGUCAGUCCAGUGACGCCACGAAAUUUGACCACAUGGCUCAGUGGGAGAGCGCAAGGCUUGAAGCCGAAGCCCGGUUUGUGAGAGAGACGAAAACAGUGUCAAAACAUCCAUUAGACUCUUCUUCGGCUCAGCUUAUCACGAAAGGAGGGGUUGGACAAGCUAGACCAGAGUGUCUUGAUGUCCUAAUAGCAUGGCAAGGACUGACUUCAGGCAUGUUUGGGAUAGCUAAAGACAGCCUCAAGUCGCCGGCCUCAACAUUAAAUAUCCUAGAAAGCACGCUAACAAGGCCUGGGGCAGAGCUAUAUUGUUCAUCUUAGGCCCCAAAAAACUUUUUUAAAUUUAUAUAGAAGUUAGUCAAUUUCAGAAUGUGGAUUCAGUUUUUGGGUGUAAUAUUGUUUGAAAUGGAAGAUUAGACCAAUUACAAUUGGUGGAAUAUUAAAGAAUUAUUGAGGUAAAAAAGAUACAAUACACUCAUUGCCAC
Molecule: messenger RNA, 1092 nt
Organism: Mangifera indica (mango)
Lineage: Eukaryota; Viridiplantae; Streptophyta; Magnoliopsida; Sapindales; Anacardiaceae
Product: transcription factor MYB106-like
Exons: 3
Coding region: 200-928 (242 amino acids)
Source: RefSeq, a predicted model, not a curated record